UGUUGGACGAACUCGUAUCUCGUCUGCGCCAGAGGGAUAGCUAGUGCCUGUUGAGCGGCACUUUCGUCACUUCUUCCUUGUCCUUUGUUGCCGGAAUUGGUCGCUGCGCGUGUAGUAGCGGCGUAGAGGUGUAACGGAGUGGUGUCGCGGCUGGCCAUUUGAUUCAUACAUCGAUACGCACGUACGAUCAUUUCGCAAACAUGAAGUAUCUCUCGGUUUUCUUUUUUGCCAUUUCGACGAUCGCCGUUGUUCUCGGCGACGAGAGUUCCAUCCAAGAGGAGGAUGGCGUUUUGAUUUUAACGAAGAAAAACUUUCAACAGGCUGUUACCGACAACCAGUUUGUCCUCGUCGAAUUCUAUGCUCCAUGGUGUGGCCAUUGCAAAGCAUUGGCACCAGAAUAUGUCAAGGCAGCUAAGCAGUUGGCAGACUUGAGCUCUGAAGUAAAACUUGGAAAAGUUGAUGCCACCGUAGAAACAGAGCUUGCAGAGGAACAUGGCGUCAGGGGUUACCCAACUCUGAAAUUCUUCCGCAAGGGAUCACCUGUUGAGUACGGCGGCGGUCGACAAGCUGAUGACAUUGUUAAUUGGGUACUUAAGAAAACUGGACCUCCAGCCAAGAGCUUGACUUCCGUAGACGAAGCUAAAGCUUUCAUCGACGGAAACAAUGUCGCUGUCAUUGGCUUUUUCAAGGACACGGAUUCAGAUGCUGCAAAAUUAUUCUUGGAUGUUGCAAACAGCGUUGAUGAUCAACCCUUCGGUAUUUCAAGCAGCGAAGAUGUGUUUGGCGAAUACCAAGUCGAAGAUGGCAAGAUUGUUUUAUUCAAGAAGUUUGACGAAGGAAAAGCUGAAUUUUCGGGCGAAGUAACUGAAGAAGCUUUGAAACGUUUUGUUGCCAGCCAAUCUUUGCCUCUGAUUGUAGAAUUCAAUCACGAUACUGCUCAGAAAAUCUUUGGUGGAGACAUCAAGAGCCACUUACUGUUGUUCUUGAGCAAAGAGGGAGGUGACUUUGAUAAAUAUGUUGAAGGUAUCAAGGAAUCAGCAAAGAAGUUCCGUGAACAGGUUCUGUUCGUUACAAUUAAUGCCGAUGAGGAAGAUCACGAGAGAAUCUUGGAGUUCUUUGGAAUGAAGAAACAAGAAGUUCCUGCAAUGCGUUUGAUUAGGUUGGAAGAAGAUAUGGCCAAAUACAAGCCAGAAAAUCCGGAACUUACGCCUGAGAAUGUACUUGCAUUUGUAACUGCAUUCACAGAGGACAAAUUGAAAAAGCAUCUGCUGUCCCAGGAUUUGCCUGAAGAUUGGGACAAAGAACCCGUCAAAGUACUCGUCAGCACUAACUUUGAUGAAGUUGUCCUUGAUACCGAGAAGGAUGUCCUAGUCGAGUUCUACGCCCCUUGGUGCGGUCAUUGUAAACAACUGGUGCCAAUCUAUGAUGCUCUUGCUGAGAAAUUCAAAGACAGCAAAACGGUUCUCAUUGCGAAGAUGGAUGCCACUGCCAACGAGCUUGAACACACCAAAAUUACUAGCUUCCCAACAAUAAAAUUGUACCAAAAAGGAGACAAUAAGGUUGUAGAAUACAGUGGAGAAAGAACGUUGGAAGGAUUAUCCAAAUUUUUAGAGACUGGAGGUGUUUACGGUCAGAGCGCCGAAGAGGCCGAAGAAGAAGAUGAAGAUGAUGAUGUGCCACGAAAGGAUGAGUUGUAACCUGGUGCACAAUCCAAGAACAACAAUUACCCCUUAAAAUAUCUUUUCCUAUCACAUGGAGCGAAGUCGGCGCAAACAUGUGUUGUUGAAUCGUGCGUUGGGUCACAUUAAAAUGGGGGAAAAGAAAAAGUAAAUUAAAAAUAAGGUCACCUGUUGUGCUUAAAAAAAAAGCGUCAAACCUAUAUUUACACCACUAAAUACUGUCAUUUUAACGUACAAAUAUCUAAGAGGGUUGUUAGUACUCGAUUUUAUCAAAUGAGAGGUACUAAAGAUCGGCCGAAUCAUGUCCAGGAACAAUUUGUCUACAAGCUGUCAAAAGUUUUCACAACAUUUCUCUGCUGACUACAAAUCUAUUCGUACUUUACAUUUUUGUAAUUCUGGAUCUUAUUCUUGUGUAUAAUUACUAAAUAGGUUUAGGUUGAGAUUUUUUAAAAUUGAUAUAUUGCAUACGAUCAUAUACAGGUUUUUUUUUCCCGCAAUUUGAGCAUUUUUCUGUUAAUGCUUUGAGUAUUUUUGUUUUCAUUCAAUUGAUCAAAUCCUAGUACAAGUCAAGAAAACCUUACCUAAUUAUCUCCCGAUUCUUAAAUUUGACCGUUUGUGAGAUGUACUUUUUACCCUCGAUUAAUACAUCUUCAAAUCUGUACAUCGAACAAUAGUAGAUUUUUUUAUGUCGAGUACAAGUUUGCUAAUAAGCGAGGCGAAAAAGACUGCCCCCAUGGUGCGCAUGAUAUUUUAUAUAGCAAAAGUAUGGUUUACAAGUUUUGUUUCGUUAUUGCGAAGUGCAAAAAAAAUAGUACUUAGUACUAAGGCAUAAAGGUGCUCUUUUUCUGUAUUAUCGCAAAAAUGAUUACUUCAAGUAUAGAACACAAUAUUCUCGCGUCCAAACCAUGAUUGGGUCACAUAAAACAUGAUCAAAUACGAAAGAAAGCUGUGGAAUAAUAAGGUUAAAAAUUCGACGGAACUACAGGGGAUUUCGUUCACUCAUGCUUCACCGUGACAAAUUGUUAUUUAAAUAUCCAAGUUGAACCAUCACAGCGACCUGAUUGACAAAAAAGCCACCAUAUAAAUGUGUUGAGCUGGGACGAUUUAUUCUCCUUUCAUCUGUUAUUCAGUUUAAUUCUUAUCUUACAGAAUCUAAUAAUUUGUGAAACAGAAUUUAUCACUUAUUUGGACUUGAUUCGAAGUUCUAUGCAUGCACAUAUAUCCACGUAUGUUUGCUUCAGAAUUGCCUACAACGUAAUGUAAACCAGUUUUUGUUUUUGCUAGGUUGUUUCAUACGGGCCCAGAUAGUUUUUUUUUAUAUUUUUUUUUAUAAUACUUCCAUUUUUCCAUUCUGUAUCUUAAGUCUAUUUCUGUUGAACCUGCCAAUAAUUAUUCAGAUACAUGACUGUUGAUUUAUCUGCAGGUUAUUUAUUCCAUCUGUGGCAUUUAAUUGAAGGAAACUAGAAAAGUGGUUGUUAUUUAGGAAGUAUUUAAGCCAGGAAAUAAUUCCAAUUUAAUUGUAAUUUUACCGACUGAAACGUUUGUAGAAGAUUAUGGAUGAGAUAAAAUGAGAAAUUAUAUCUUUUAA
This is a messenger RNA of Neodiprion virginianus, 3267 nucleotides long. It is a transcript of the gene Pdi, whose product is annotated as protein disulfide-isomerase. The transcript has 8 exons. Gene Ontology annotation, biological process: protein folding; response to endoplasmic reticulum stress. Gene Ontology annotation, cellular component: endoplasmic reticulum. Bases 201 to 1697 code for a protein of 498 amino acids. NCBI's taxonomy places the organism in Eukaryota, Metazoa, Arthropoda, Insecta, Hymenoptera, Diprionidae. The record is from RefSeq and is a predicted model, not a curated record. Gene Ontology annotation, molecular function: protein disulfide isomerase activity.